Molecule: messenger RNA, 3615 nt
Organism: Pedinophyceae sp. YPF-701
Lineage: Eukaryota; Viridiplantae; Chlorophyta; Pedinophyceae
Source: the annotation of a GenBank genome assembly
AUGGGAAGCGCCUGCGGAGUGCCGGCGCGGGCCGGCGGGAAGGUGGUCGACGAGACGCUGCCAGGCGACCUUCUCUCCGAGGCCAAGGGCCCGCUCAAGCAGCAUCUGUGCCCCGACCCGCUCUCCAGCGCGGUUCUGAAGCUCGACACGCCGGGCGACAGCGCCGAAGAUGGGGGGGGAGUCUUCACGAGCAAGUCGUGGAAGACGGAGGCCAGCAGGGAGCCACAGGCCGGCCCGAACGGCGUCCGCUUCGCAGGCUCCGACGCGGAGAACGACGCGGAGGGCGACGCGGCAGACAAGGGCCCCGAGCGCCUCGCGAACUGGGCCACGCGACCGACCCGAAAGCAGCAGGCGCCCGGCGCGGCGCCUUUGCCCAGCAGCGUGGCGCCCCAGCAGCGGCCUCCCGCGGGCGCCGCGGGCAAGCCGCCCCUGGCCGGGAACCGGCAUGACGCCGCGGCCCAAAAGAAAGCGCCGCGCUCCAAUAAAGCGUCCAUUCGCACCGACGCGGCCUCGCCCGUCGUCAGCCUGGGGGGCCGCACCGCAGCCCGGGACAGCUCCGACAGCUCCCGCGCGCCGAUGCCCGUCCUGAAGACGCAGAAGGAGCGCACGGACUCCGACCACGACGGCGGCAUCCUGCACGACGCCUGCGCGCCGGACUCCCCCAUCGGCCGCGCGAAGUCGGUGCGUUUCGCGGUGCCGAACGAGCAGACGCGGCACUCAAUGGACGAGGAGGCCUACGGGCCGGCGCCGGCGCGGAUGGAGGAGAUCACGAAGCUCAAGUCGAGCAAGAGCCGGCCGCACAGCGCGCUGGAGUCGCGGUCGUCGCGCGCGGAGGCCGACGCGCGCCUGGCGGACAUUGCCAACGACUUUGACGACGACGACGGCGACGAGCGCGACCGGACGAUGGGCACGCUCACGGGGUGGCAGCUGAUCGCGGCGGAGGUGAUGAACGAGAUGGCCGAGGUCGCGGACGACGGCGACGAGCCCCCCGAGCGCCCCGACCCGCUGCGGGGGGGUCUCGGGAGAGGCCCCUCGGGGCGGGACCAGUUCCGCCCCGAACCGCUCAAGGCGCGCGACGCCUUCGCGAACCGCGACCUCUUCAAGUCGCUCCGCGUCAUCCAGAGGGGGAGCUUCAGCGACAUGUACGAGCUGGGGGAGUGUAUUGGCAGCGGCGCCUACGGCAAGGCGCACCGGGCGGUGCGGAAGGUCGACGGCACGGUCCUCGUGGUCAAGGUCAUCGAGUUCCAGGGCAUGAACGAGCGCAUGAAGCGCGAGGUCCGGAACGAGGUCAAGGUCCUCGGGUCGUUGGACCACCCCAACGUCGUGCACUACUUCGAGUGCUUCGUCGAGGAGCCCAACCUGUUCAUCGUGAUGGAGUUCUGCGAGGACGGCGACCUCACGAACAAGGUCAAGCAGCGCAACCCGGGCGCGGUCGGCGCGUUCAACGGCGCGAAGGGCCCCCCGCCGCGGUACAUGGACGAGGACAGUGUCAUGCUCAUCUUCGUGCAGAUCUGCCUCGCGCUGCACCACACGCACUCGCGCGGCGUGCUGCACCGCGACCUGAAGCCCUCGAACGUGCUCGUCGCCGCGGGGGGCAUCGUCAAGCUGGGGGACUUCGGCAUUGCGCGCGUGACGGACUCGGACGCGCAGAUGGCCAAGACGGUGGUCGGGACGCCGUACUACCUGAGCCCGGAGAUCUGCGAGGACCGGCCGUACGGCACCGCGAGCGACAUGUGGUCGCUCGGCUGCGUGCUGUACGAGCUGUGCGCGCUGCACCGGCCGUUUGACGGCAAGAGCCUCCCGUCGCUGGUGGUGAAGAUCCUGGAGGCGUCGUACCCGCCGCUGCCGCCGCAGUACUCGCAGGACCUCGUCGACCUCGUCGGGGCGCUCCUGCGCCGCAAGCCCGAGGACCGCGCCACGCUCGACGAGAUCCUGAACCUGGAGUACGUGCGGGAGCACCUCGUGCGGUACGCCGAGGCGAUCCGGAAGCUGUCCCCGGAGCGGAUGAGCUCGUUCAAGCGCGCGCUGGGCGAGUGGAACGUCGAGACGCCGUUCGAGUCGCGCGCGGCGUCGCGCGCGCCGUCGAUGGGGCAGCGCUCGGGGGGCCUCAGCGGGUACAACAGCCAGGCGCUCACGGUCGAGACGGAGACCGAGGCGGACCCGGACUCCGGCGAGCUCGAGUCGCCGCUCGCGGCCGCGCGCCCGCCGGCGCAGCGCCGCUCCCGCGGCCCGUCGAUGUUCCAGGUGCCGGACGCGGAGCCGCGGGAGAUCCCCGACGCGGCGCGGCCGCAGGUGCGGAGGAAGCUGGAGCAGGUCCGCGAGCUGCUGCCGGCGCUCGAGGACCUCAAGGUGGCGAAGCUGAAGCGGCGGAACUCGAACGACGAGAUGUACGAGGUUCGCAAGGUGGUGGCGAAGCACAUCCACAGGAAGCACACGCGGCGGGCGUCGCUCGUGGCGCCGGGGGCGCCGCCGCCGCACCUCGCGAACCUGCGGCCGCAGAUCGCGUCGGACCACGCGGCCCCGCGCGACGGCCUUGUGGGCCACUCGGCGGUGUCGGCGGGGGAGCCUGGGGCGGCGCCGGCGGGGGAGAAGUCGGAGCCCGGGCCGCCCGCGCGGGGCAUGCAGCAGGCGCGGAGCGAGGGCCGCGGGCAGCUGAAGCGGUGCCAGACGGUGAACUCGAAGGCGGCCAACAACGUGCUGAAGCAGGUGUCCGCGCUGAUGGCGCAGCCGUCGCGGCGGUACCUGCGGCCGUCGGGGCACGCGGACGCGUACGUGCCGCAGCCGGUGACGCCGGGUGCGGCGUCGAUGGCGACGUCGGGCGGCGCGGGGGGCUCGGACCGCAGCGACCUGCAGUCGCUGGCCAAGUCGAAGAGCUCCGGGCGGAGCCUGGGCGCCAAGUCCGGGAUGACGGGGAUCUCGGACCGGAGCGGGCGCGGGCUGCUGCCGGCGAUCGUCGACGAGGACGACGAGGGCGAGGAGGGGGGGGGGUCUCCGGACCAGCGCUCCGGGCUCGACCGCGCGCACAGCCGGUACACGGUGGGCGGCGAGGAGACGGGCGGGGAGUCCGAGGACGGCGCCGGGCGCAGGCCGCGGUUCGUGCGGAUGAAGUCGAUGGAGGGCGCGCGCAAGUCGAUGAACGCCGACGUCGAGGAGGGGCACCAGAGCACGCCGUUCCGCGCCCUGCGCGUCAAGCUGCACUCGCUCGGCGUCACGGGCGCGAACCUGAAGCACACGAUGGGCGGCGAGAGCGAGGUCGACUCGGAGGACCUCCCCCCGCUGCCGCGGGGCGUCGUCGAGCGCACGUCCUCCGCAGGCGCCCCGGAGGACCCCACGACGCCGCGGCGGCGGAGCCCCGCGGAGCUGCGCGCGCGGAUCGAGGAGGUGCGCGAGCAGGCGGAGGAGAUGCUGAACCCGCUGAUCCUGGAGGCGGCGGUGGCGUACCUGAAGAACAGCAAGGUGUCGUCGGACUCGGGGCGCGCGUUCGACGCCGACACGUUCCGGCGGAUCGUGGGGCUCGACGAGGAGAAGGUGCACGCGUGCGGGAAGCUCGUGUACAAGAUAUGCGUCUACGAGGAGGAGCUGGCCUUCAUGGAGGCGCAGUACCCCGACGAGUAG